This is a messenger RNA of Saccharomycopsis crataegensis, 1545 nucleotides long. It is a transcript of the gene THR4, whose product is annotated as threonine synthase THR4. Bases 1 to 1545 code for a protein of 514 amino acids. The record is from RefSeq and is a predicted model, not a curated record. NCBI's taxonomy places the organism in Eukaryota, Fungi, Ascomycota, Saccharomycetes, Ascoideales, Saccharomycopsidaceae. Gene Ontology annotation, biological process: L-threonine biosynthetic process. The transcript has a single exon. Gene Ontology annotation, molecular function: pyridoxal phosphate binding; threonine synthase activity.
AUGUCCUCGCAACAGUAUAGAUCUACCAGAUCGUCCAGUACCUCACAACUCAGCUUCGAAGAAGCGGUGAUGACAGGUUUGGCCCCAGAUGGCGGGCUUUUCCUUCCAUCGGUGAUCCCCCAAUUACCAGAAACCUUCUUGACCGAGUGGAAGGACUUGAGUUUCCAAGAAUUAGCGUUCAAGAUUCUCAGAUUAUACAUCAACCCUCAGGAAAUCGACGAUGCGGGAUUGCAAACCUUGAUCAGCAAGUCAUACUCGACCUUCAGAUCCCCAAAAGUCACUCCGUUGCACAAGAUUUACAACGAUAUCAAUAUCUUGGAACUUUUCCACGGGCCAACUUAUGCGUUCAAGGACGUGGCGUUGCAAUUUGUCGGGAAUUUAUUCGAAUACUUCUUGACCAGAAAAAACGCCCAUCUUGCUGCCGACAGUAAGGACCGUCACCACAUCACUGUGGUGGGGGCCACUUCUGGGGAUACCGGAAGUGCGGCAAUCUACGGGUUGAGAAACAAGAAGGAUGUCUCGGUGUUCAUCUUGUAUCCAACUGGUAAGAUCUCCGCCAUUCAAGAAGAACAAAUGACCACCGUGGAAGACGCCAACGUCCAUACCUUAUCGGUCACCGGGAACUUUGACGACUGUCAGGGCAUUGUCAAGGAAAUCUUUGGGGACGUCGAAUUCAACAGCAAGUACCACGUUGGCGCCAUCAACUCCAUCAAUUGGGCAAGAAUCUUGGCGCAAAUCACUUAUUACUUCUACUCGUACUUUGAAUUACUCAGAUCAUCUAACAAAUCUCCGGAGGAACUCAAGGUGAAAUACGUGGUGCCAAGUGGUAACUUUGGGGAUAUCUUGGCUGGUUAUUUUGCUAAAAAAAUGGGAUUGCCAAUUGCCAAAUUGGUGAUUGCCACCAAUGAAAACGACAUCUUGGACAGAUUCAUGAAAUCCGGGAAGUACGAAAAAGAAUCAUCCGAAGUCAAGGCCACUUAUUCUCCAGCCAUGGAUAUUUUGAUUUCUUCCAACUUUGAAAGAUUGUUGUGGUACUUGGUAAGAAAUAACUUGGGCAAUGACCAAGCUGCUGCCGAUUUACAAGCCGGAGAAACCUUGAACAAUUGGAUGAAGGAUUUGAAAGCUGGCAAACCAAUCGAAGUCGAUGCCAAAACUUUGGAAGCAGCCCGUGCUGAUUUCGAUUCUGAAAGGGUCAGCAAUAGUGAAACCAUCGAAACCAUCAAGUUGGUGUACCGCGAAUCUCUGCAAUCUUACGUUAUUGACCCACAUACCGCCGUUGGGGUCAAGGCCACCCACCUUCAGAAAGCUAAGGACACCGAAAGUUUCGAUUACGUUUCGUUGUCUACUGCCCAUCCAGCUAAAUUUUCCGACGCCGUUAGUAAAGCAUUGAGCACCUUUUCAGGUUAUAAUUUCGAAGCCGAUGUGUUGCCAGCCGAAUUGAAGGCGUUGUCCACUAAAGAAAAGAGAAUCAAGUUGGUGCCAAACCCUUCAGUCAAGGUGGUUGAAGAUAUCAUCGUUGAAGAAUUGGCCAAGGAAAAUGCUUGA